Penicillium cosmopolitanum is the source of this 771-nucleotide messenger RNA. RefSeq lists its product as uncharacterized. Lineage: Eukaryota; Fungi; Ascomycota; Eurotiomycetes; Eurotiales; Aspergillaceae. The record is from RefSeq and is a predicted model, not a curated record. The coding region runs from base 1 to 771 and encodes 256 amino acids. The transcript is spliced from 2 exons.
AUGGGGCGUUUCCUUGCUCUCCAUGCGCAAGGUUUAUCAAGCGGUGCCCUGCUCGACGUGGAGCUCUACAUCCUGCCCAUCCAUCUACAAAUGCAGCAGAACAUUGAGGAAACGGCUAUUCGAAUCCAAACCAGCCCAACCUGGGAGCAACCGGCUACGCUUCGGUGCCGACGCGAGCCUAAGGAACGCCGUCUUGGGGGCUGGUGCCCCCUGGAAGCCCUCCGAUGGAAGAAGAACGAGGUUCUGAAUGCCCUCACACCCGCGAACGGGGCGUGGGAGACCCGCGUAGCAGGGGUACUGCGGCCCUGGGAACCCCAAAUCACCUGUGUGAUAGAGGAAUCAGCGGAAGAGGCUAUUGCCGCACACGAUCGAAUCCAGAGACAGUUACUGGACUGGGGGAUAGAACGAAUGCUUCCACCACACCUCCGAGCGUAUCAGAUACCGGAGCAGCCGCCAAUGGAGAUCUUCUUCACCGACGGCAGUGGCUAUCAGGGCCAUGUUGGUGCCGCCGCGGUCUCGCUCCGCCCAAUGGGAGCCGAGGGGAGCAUCUAUUUGAACCGGUAUCUGGGAACCACCGAGGAUUCAACGGUGUACGUUGCAGAGCUGAACGGCGUCGAGAUGGCGCUCGCUGCGUUUAUCAAAGAGUCUCAAGGUGGGAGCCAAAGUACGGAAGGCUCUCGCCAGAGCACAGGGAUUUGGGAAAGUUCCAACCAAAUCAAGCCGCCAUCCAAGCCAUUGCCAAUCCGAAGCGAUCCUCAGGCCAAUACGUGA